Messenger RNA from Mesorhabditis belari, 570 nucleotides. NCBI's taxonomy places the organism in Eukaryota, Metazoa, Nematoda, Chromadorea, Rhabditida, Rhabditidae. The record is from the annotation of a GenBank genome assembly.
AUGUUACAGGAAUCGCUGAUUUUCGGGCUGAUUACAGGCUUGUCGACAGUAUUCGCCGCCACGUGUCAACCCGGAUGGAAGCAUCACUCGGCAACGAAUUCUUGCUAUAAACCUUUGCAAGGGGAUCUCCCCUGGACGAUCGCCGAGUUUCGGUGUCUUUUCCAAGGGUCACACCUAGCAUCGAUCACUUCUGAUGAGGAGAAUCGUUUUGUGCAUGGAUUGGUCGGCAAUCGUGAGAUGUUCACUGGUGGUGCUUAUUUUGGAAGCAAUCCCGUUUAUGUCAAUUCUGAUGGGAAACCCUUUGCCCUGUAUGAGAAUUGGCAGGAAGGUGUUCGCCCGGCGAUGAAUCGAGCUCGUCGCUGCAUCAAGGUCGACUCAUAUGGCGAAUGGUUCCAAUCGUGUUGCAAGCAAUAUGGCCGAGCCGUUUGCAAGAAGCCGGCGCCUCGUCUUUUCUCCUCGACCACCACAACAACCACGCCGAGACCCACAACGACUUAUGGACUGGACCCGGCUUGGACCAAGGUCUACAAGCACAAAUAUUAUUGGCGACCACCUAGCGAUUUCAAGUGG